UAAGAAGCCAUAAAAGCAUCCUAAUCCAUGGAGACAAAAACUUUCCUCCAGGGCCACCAAAACUCCCUAUCAUUGGAAGCAUUCAUCACCUUCUAGGUGUAAACCUCCACCACAAGCUUAACAGCAUGUCUAAGCUGUAUGGCUCUCUUCUCCAUAUCAAGCUUGGUGAGAUUAACUCUCUGGUUAUUUCCAGCCCAGAGCUUGCCUGCCAGGUUAUGAAGACUCAAGAUCUCAACUUUGCUUCUAGACCUCCAAUAGCUGCCAGUGAGGCCUUGCUUUACAACUCCAGUGAUAUAGGCUUUGCCCCUUAUGGAACUUACUGGAGGGAGCUGAGAAAGAUCUGUACUUUAGAGCUUUUAAGUUUCAAAAGAGUGAAGUCUUUUCAUUCGUUAAGAGAGGAAGAGGGUAACAGUUUGUUACAGAAGAUCCUGUUAACUCCACAUGGAACUCCAGUUAAUUUAACCAAGAUGUUGCUUAUUUUAACAAGCACUGCAAUUACAAAGGCUGCUUUUGGGAAGGAGUGUGUUCACCAACAGAAGUUUCUGUCGGCCAUGAGGAAAGGAUUGGAGUUGGCCUCAUAUUUCAGCUUGAUGGAUUUAUUUCCUUCGUUGGGUUUUCUUAGGAUGUUCCUUAGUCUGAACUUUAAAAUGAAAAGAGUACACCGGGAAUUGGAUUCUAUAUUGAAUGACAUAAUUGAGGAACACCUUGAGAAGAAGGCUGGUGGAGAUGACAUGGAGGAUGAUCUGGUUGAUGUUCUUCUGAGGCUUAGAGAAACAGGACAACUGGAGAUUCAUCUUACAGUGGACAAUAUCAAAGCUGUCAUUUUGGGUCUAUUUGUUGCAGGAACAGACACUACAGCUUCCUCAAUAGAAUGGGCGAUGACAGAGCUCGUAAGACAUCCAGAGGCCAUGCGUAAGGCUCAAGAGGAGGUGAGAAAAUCAGUAAAAGGAAGGUCAAAAAUAGAAAUGAUUCAUAUGAAUGAAAUGAAAUACUUACAACAAGUCAUCAAAGAAACACUAAGGCUUCAUCCUCCAGUUCCUCUUCUAGUGCCUAGAGUUUGUCGUGAGACAACUAAGGUCUCAGAGUACUUGAUAUCUGAAGGUACACACGUCAUCAUCAACGCAUGGGCCAUUGGAAGAGAUCCAAAAUAUUGGAAGGACCCUGAGAGCUUUCAACCUGAGAGAUUUGAGAGGAGUGAGAUUGACUUCAAAGGUGCAAACUUUGAGUUCAUUCCUUUUGGUGCGGGGCGUAGAAUGUGCCCAGGGAUGCCAUUCGGGCUGGCUGGUGUGGAGCUCUGGCUUGCUCAGCUUCUGUUACAUUUUGAUUGGGAGAUGCCUGAUGGGAGGAAAUCGGAGGAGCUUGACAUAAGUGAGGCUUCUGGUGUAAUUCUCAGGAGGAAAAAUGACUUGUGUUUGCUUGCUUUUCCUUACAAGUCAGUACUUUGAAUAGUUUAUGUGGAUUUUCAUAAGUAAAUGUUGAA
Molecule: messenger RNA, 1480 nt
Organism: Phalaenopsis equestris
Lineage: Eukaryota; Viridiplantae; Streptophyta; Magnoliopsida; Asparagales; Orchidaceae
Product: premnaspirodiene oxygenase-like
Exons: 2
Coding region: 126-1445 (439 amino acids)
Molecular function (GO): iron ion binding; monooxygenase activity; oxidoreductase activity, acting on paired donors, with incorporation or reduction of molecular oxygen
Source: RefSeq, a predicted model, not a curated record